Messenger RNA from Synchiropus splendidus (mandarinfish), 1932 nucleotides. RefSeq names its product ADP-ribosylation factor 3. The record is from RefSeq and is a predicted model, not a curated record. The transcript has 5 exons. Gene Ontology annotation, cellular component: plasma membrane; cytoplasm. Lineage: Eukaryota; Metazoa; Chordata; Actinopteri; Syngnathiformes; Callionymidae. Gene Ontology annotation, biological process: intracellular protein transport; vesicle-mediated transport. Gene Ontology annotation, molecular function: GTP binding; GTPase activity. Bases 161 to 706 code for a protein of 181 amino acids.
CAGGCGUCUCGUAGUCUCGCGAGAUCUCCGCAGAGCGGCUGCUUGCGGGACCCGAGCGUGUCAGGUGCGACAGGAGGCUGGCGCCAGUAUCAACCAGAUUAUUCAGCUCUAAAGAUCCACCUGGACUUAGGAUUGUAGUCGGUCGCACUCAGUCAUCAUCAUGGGAAAUAUUUUUGGGAAUUUGCUGAAGAGCCUUAUAGGGAAGAAGGAGAUGAGGAUCCUGAUGGUUGGACUGGAUGCUGCUGGCAAGACCACCAUCCUGUACAAACUCAAGCUGGGAGAAAUCGUCACCACUAUACCCACCAUUGGGUUCAAUGUGGAAACUGUGGAGUACAAGAACAUCAGCUUCACUGUGUGGGACGUAGGUGGGCAGGACAAGAUCCGUCCUCUGUGGAGACACUACUUCCAGAACACGCAGGGUUUAAUCUUCGUGGUGGACAGCAACGACAGGGAGCGGGUCAACGAAGCCCGAGAGGAGCUGAUGAGAAUGUUGGCCGAGGAUGAGCUGAGAGAUGCAGUUCUGCUGGUGUUCGCUAACAAACAGGACUUGCCCAACGCCAUGAACGCGGCGGAGAUCACGGACAAGUUGGGCCUGCACUCGCUCCGCCACCGUAACUGGUACAUCCAGGCCACCUGCGCCACCAGCGGCGACGGCCUGUACGAGGGCCUCGACUGGUUGGCCAAUCAGCUGAAGAACAAGAAAUAAGGAGCAGGCCGCAGCUUCACCUGUCCAGCUUUUGAUUUCUUUUGGGAGCCGAUGUUAGACGCGACGGGGGGGGGUAGAAGAGAAGGGUCGGGGAUUGGGUUUCUCUCUGUCUGUAAAUGAAAACAAAGUCAUGUCUUCACCCCGACACACACACACACACGCCCACGCACACACACACACACACACGCACACACACACACACACACACACACACACACACACACACACACACACACACACACACACACACUCACUCACUCACUCACUCAUAGCCGAUAACAGCCGUCACUUCCUGUGUCCACCUCUUGUCUUUCAGUGCCGUGUUCUGUAUGUUAGUGUGUAGGUGACCAGGUCACGUGACCACCAACACGUUCUCUCUGGCGAACAGCUGUCCCGCCCGUGUUUCUUCCUUAUGGUUUGACAAGGAUCACUUGAUUUCCUUCCUCCAGAUCAUCUCUCCGAUGCCGAGCGUGCGCACGUGUGCGACGUCACCGCGUCCACGUGUGAAACGUUGAAUCCUCCUCAAGGCCUUUUUCCGAAAUGCAUGGACCCGUGAUAGACUUGAUUCUCCGAGCUGUUUGUGACCCGAGCAUGCGCUGAACACCACCUCAUGCAUGGUGACAACACACACACGCACACACACACACACACACAGACCCGUCACGUGCUCUCCUUUGUUCCUCAUGGUCAGAACUUUCUGAAUGUUAGCGAUAGACUGAACACACGAGUCCUAGUUUGCAGUGAUAUAUCAGCGUAUGUAUGUGAGGAGAGCAGGAUGUGUUCUGGCGGAGGAACAUCUGAUACCAGCAGGAGCGACCGGUCCCUUCUGUUAGCACGGUUCAUCCAGGACAUAUCCUCCAGAGUCAUCUAUUAUAUGUGCGAUCAUUUGGGUUUUGUGGCCUUAAUUAUCUUGAGUGAACCAACGUUUCCUGCUUUGGAUCUCAGCAUAUUUAUUGAUUUAUUUAUCUACCAGGGUUCCGUUCCACGGUUGGAUUCAUAGUUUAGUUCUUCAGUGGGUGUGAAAGUACGUCGAUGUGUCAGUGGUCAGUGAUAAUCCGUGCAAAAGAGAAUUUAAAAGAAAACAAGCCUCAUCUCGUACCGUUAUAACGACGCCAUCUUUAACAAGUACCAAGCGGCGGCCGUGCGUCCGACGCAUGGAGUUCUCUGUAUGUGAUGUGAGACAACCAAACCUGCUGUAUUACAAAUAAACCCAUUUUCUGUAUAAA